Patella vulgata (common limpet) is the source of this 1076-nucleotide messenger RNA. Its product is annotated as ERI1 exoribonuclease 2. The transcript has 8 exons. The record is from RefSeq and is a predicted model, not a curated record. The coding region runs from base 127 to 861 and encodes 244 amino acids. Gene Ontology annotation, molecular function: 3'-5'-RNA exonuclease activity; nucleic acid binding. NCBI's taxonomy places the organism in Eukaryota, Metazoa, Mollusca, Gastropoda, Patellidae. Gene Ontology annotation, biological process: exonucleolytic trimming to generate mature 3'-end of 5.8S rRNA from tricistronic rRNA transcript (SSU-rRNA, 5.8S rRNA, LSU-rRNA).
AUGUUGACCUAUUACAUGACUUCCGGCGUGGUAAAUUUGAACGUUGUUUGUUGAGAAGUUCGCCAGUGGCAAAGGAGAGAGGACCAGUAUAUUUAACUUAACACGAUAAUUGAUACUGCAACAAUCAUGAAGAAAACCAAAGCACUGGCAAUGCAAAUGGGUUUGAUAAGGAAAAGAGCUGUGGUGAACAAUUUCCAAAAGCCAAGUGUGAGAAAAUUAGAUCAGCACUAUUCAUUCCUUUUGAUCAUAGAUUUUGAGUCAACGUGUUGGGAGAAUCGUAACUAUAGAACACAAGAAAUAAUUGAAUUUCCAGCAGUGUUAUUAAACACAUCUAAUGGUAAAAUAGAAAGUGAGUUCCAUUAUUACGUCCAGCCACAAGAACAACCCACACUUAGUGCCUUCUGUAAACAAUUAACUGGUAUAACACAGGAACAAGUAGAUGAAGGUAUUCCAUUAUCACUAUGUUUAGCAAAGUUUACUUACUGGAUAGAGAAUUUAGAAAGAGAAAAGAAUAUUAUGUUUGUUAAAUCCGAAUAUGUACCCAAAGGUGUGAAUGCUGCAACAAUAGUCACAUGGUCAGAUUGGGAUUUGAAUGUAUGUUUAUUAAAUGAAGCUAGAAGAAAACAGAUUAGAACACCAUAUCAAUUAAACAGUUGGAUUGAUCUCAGACUAGCAUACAAAGUUUUCUAUCAAAGGAAACCAAAUGGUUUAAAUGGUGCUUUAGAAGAUGUUGGUAUAAUUUUUAAGGGAAGACAACAUUCAGGUUUAGAUGAUUCUAGAAAUACAGCAGCUUUAGCUUGGAGAAUGAUAAGAGAUGGCUAUAAAGUGGAAGUAACAAAAAGUUUACGUGGGGUGAGAUAACAGUGUUGUAACAUAAAAUACCAACACUGAACAUUAACCUAUGCAAUAUCUGUGCUUACUGCCACUUAGACUUUUUUUAAUACAAUUGUAAUACUUUUAAAAGAAUACAGAAGACAAGACUUUCAAUUUUAUUUUAUGCUGUGUAUAUAUUACAAGAAAUGGUGGACAUGUAUUUUAAUUUUUUUUAAAACUGUGCAAUAAAGUUUAUUGAUUAU